Messenger RNA from Rhopilema esculentum, 1244 nucleotides. Its product is annotated as mitochondrial inner membrane protease subunit 2. Gene Ontology annotation, molecular function: serine-type endopeptidase activity. NCBI's taxonomy places the organism in Eukaryota, Metazoa, Cnidaria, Scyphozoa, Rhizostomeae, Rhizostomatidae. Gene Ontology annotation, cellular component: mitochondrial inner membrane peptidase complex; membrane. The record is from RefSeq and is a predicted model, not a curated record.
UACUAUCACUGGUUGUAACGAGGCACAGCCUCUGAUUGGGGUAAAAAAGGGCCUACUAUUAACUUGAGAAAUACUGCUCUGCUAGUGUGAUGGUCAUUAUGGUUUGGCAGGUAGUUACGAGAUAUGGGAGGUCUUUUGCAACAGGUUUUAUCGUUGGUUUGCCGAUUUAUAUUACUUUAACAGACUAUGGAUAUUGUAUUGCACGUGUGGAUGGUAUCUCAAUGCAGCCUGCAUUAAAUCCUGAAAAUAAGAAAUCAGAUGUUGUUCUUAUUGAUCGUUGGUCAUCAAAGGAUGUUUUUAAUAUUAGAAGAGGAGAUGUUGUUUCUUUGACGUCGCCAUCAGAUCCAGAUGUCAAACUUAUUAAAAGAGUCAUUGGUUUAGAGGGUGACGUAGUCAAAACUCUUGGGUACAAGAAACGCUAUGUCUCUAUUCCAAAAGGCCAUUGUUGGCUAGAGGGUGAUAACAGAGGAAAAAGUUUUGAUUCAAAUAAAUUUGGACCAGUUUCACUUGGACUUGUGAAUGGAAUUGCUACAAGAAUAGUAUGGCCUCCAAAGAGAUGGAUGAAAAUUACUAGAUCUGUAGACAGUGAUAGAAUACCACUAAAAAGAUCAUUCAAUCAAUGCACUUUUAGUGAAAUGCUGAAGAAAACUGAUGAUAAGAGAAAGGAUAGUGAUUGCAACAGUGCAAGUGAAGCCAGGACUGGACCAGAAAUUUCUAUUACAUCAUUUGGCAACAAGGAUGUUAAAGAACAACAUACCAGUCUUACAGUAGGUGAGAAAGAUUUGUUCAGUGACAUCAAUAGUAACUCUACAGUUAGUGUUGAAGAUUUUACCAAAGACUCUAUUAACGCAAGCAUUGCCAUUAGUGAAACUGAAAGCGUGGGUAGUAAAAUCUUGUCUUCUGGAGAUUUCAGUGGAAAAGAAGAUCUUAGCAGCAAAAUUCUAAGUGAUGAACAUAAAAAAGUCAUUGUUGUUGCAAGUUAACAGUUUAAUUUUUUAGUGAAAUUUCAAUGAAUCUUUCCUUGCUUCAUUUUCACUACUCGUAAAAGAUGCCUCCAAAAGUAAUUUUUUCCAGGGUACUACAACCAUUGAUAAAGGCAACAUUGUAACUUUAUCUAAUUAUUCAACACUUUUUGCAGUGAUUGUUUUCAAAACUUACCAUUAUACUUAUUCUGCUGAGAAUUUGAGUAUGAUUCUGUUAUUGAUGCAUAUAAAAACUUUUUUAUAAUACAGAAACACAGUUCA